AUGUCGAUAUCUGUCAGAAGGAGAAGCACUACCUACCCUCCAGCUCCUGGACUGAGCCGGUCCCCCUCUCCUAGUCCUGUUGGGGCCUUCACAGUUGAGAUUCCGCCAACACUGUAUUGCGCAGGAAGCUUUAUCGAGGGCCAUGUUAUACUCAACUUCAUUCAGCUUCAGCACGAAAACAUCGAGAGGGUAAUUGUGAAAUUCCGCGGCAUGACUUGGGUGACAGUAGGACGCGGAUAUGGCGAACAAGCAGUAGUACGCGAGCGGCGCGAGAUUAUCUCACUCAAGCGCGAGCUCUGGUACCGCGGAUCCGCCUCCCCCCUACCAGGCGAGUACAAGCUGCGCCUCCCGUUUCGCUUCCACAUUCCCGCAGAGCCGUACAUCCUGCCGUCGAUGUAUUUCGACGAGCUCAAGGACCACGUGAGGGUACUAUACUCUGUCAUCGUGACAGGCGUACGUCCGUGGACGCCGCACCUAAACAGGAUUAUACGAAGGCCGCUCGCGGUCGUCUCAAAGGGUAAUCCAAAGUUGAUGAACAAACUGCUCAACGUGAGUAGACCUGUCACUCCCUCAGACGGGAGUUCGUCGUCGACGAAGUGGCGACGGGCAUUUAAAGAGCGGCAAGUCCGGCGUGGGCUGUUCGGCGAGCAUUCCGCUGCGCGGGUAGAACUUUACGUACCGUUCACGUCGGGUACUCUUCCACUCUUUACUGAGAUCCCCGUUGUCAUCAAAGUGAAGACGACGACCGCUUGCAUGUCGCGCUCGAAAGCAGACAAGCAUGCGCCAGAGAGGCCAAUAUUCCCUGCGCUCGAGCUCGAAUACUAUCCGGUACAUCUUCGACUGCGUCGGAGGCUCGUCCUCCGCGCGGAAGCGGACACGAAGGAGUGUCUCUCAGAUAUUUGGUCGACGGCCCUACGGAAGGACGCGCUGAAGCCUGUCACAACAGAGAAGGAGUGGGUCACAGAGAUGUGUCCGGAGAAAGGAGUGCGAGAAGACUCGGGGCGGUGGGUUCAGAGAUGGAAGCUCCAGACGAGGGUACGACUGGAUGUCCCGCCGACGUUCUCGAGCGAACUAGUGGACUGCACGUAUGCCUUGUGGCUCAAGGUACCGUUUCCCGGCAUGGGGAACGAUGUGACGCUAGAAAUGCCCAUCACACUCGAUUCUGCUAUCGAUCAGGCUAUACCCUGGGCAAUGCCCCACCGGCGAUCGUCGACGUUCUUGAGAGCUACUUCGCCAGCCACCCUUAUCGGACCACAAUCGAAUGAGGACGUCUUGGGUCUACCGCCUGCGUAUUGGGACGUGAACAGCUACGACUGGGGUGUCAUAGACAACGGUGAUUGA
Dichomitus squalens LYAD-421 SS1 is the source of this 1341-nucleotide messenger RNA. RefSeq lists its product as uncharacterized. NCBI's taxonomy places the organism in Eukaryota, Fungi, Basidiomycota, Agaricomycetes, Polyporales, Polyporaceae. The record is from RefSeq and is a predicted model, not a curated record. Bases 1 to 1341 code for a protein of 446 amino acids. The transcript is spliced from 5 exons.